Molecule: messenger RNA, 1019 nt
Organism: Python bivittatus (Burmese python)
Lineage: Eukaryota; Metazoa; Chordata; Lepidosauria; Squamata; Pythonidae
Source: RefSeq, a predicted model, not a curated record
UUGUAAGAAGAGGACGUUCCCACUGUGUGAGGAGUUCAUACAGCUGCCAACAUCUUGGAAUUCCCAGAGAAUGAAUUGGUGUGUGAUUUGGAGUGUCUUGCUCUGGAUUACUGUGACUUAUGCUUCCAAGCCCACCUACAAAUGGAAAGAUCGAAAGACCAACGAGAAGUUGUUGUGUGAGAAGUGCCCACCAGGGACGCGUGUGGCACAACACUGCACUAAGGACAUGCCCACCGUUUGCAAGCCGUGUUCAGAUCAGUACUACACCCAGUAUUGGAACUACCUUGAGAAAUGCUUAUACUGCAAUGUUUUCUGCAAUACCAUGGAAGUGGAGGUGGUGGCAUGCAACAGGACACACAACAGGGUGUGCCAGUGCAAGCCAGGCUACCAUUCUGAGUGGUUCUUUUGCACUGAGCACUCAAAAUGCCCUGCAGGAAGUGGAGUGGUUCAGCCAGGCAACCCACAAGAAGAUACCACGUGCAGACCUUGUUCAGAGGGGACCUUCUCCAGCAAACAUUCCAACAAAGAUGACUGCCAGCCCCACCAGAACUGCUCUGAGCAGGGCCUUCAGGUCAAUGUUCCUGGCAACCGGUUCCACGAUACCCUGUGCACUACCUGCCAGGAUGGCAAAGGCUUGGAGGAGGGGUCAGGAAGCGGAGACUGUCAAGAAGCUGCAAUUGACUUUGUACCAUUUCACCUCAAGUCCGUACGACGGCUGCGGCGCCUGCACCGUAAGCUUGGUAAAAAUCCUGCUGGGAGGGACAAGCAGAAGACUAGAGAAGAGCUCCAGGUGGACCUUCACACCCACCUCAUUCAGCUCAAGAACGUGCAUGGGAAAGAGCAAGUGUGGGAGAUGCUCCAGGGAGCCCUGGAGAAGAUGAAAUUGCAAAACAUUUUGGAGACAAUCCAGAAGCAGUUCCUUGUGGGUUUAUGAGACAACUCUUACAGAUAGUCCUCGCUAAACGGCCAUUCGUUCAGUGACUGUUUGAAAUUUCAACAGCGUUAAAAAAAUGGAUUUA